Molecule: messenger RNA, 1615 nt
Organism: Amborella trichopoda
Lineage: Eukaryota; Viridiplantae; Streptophyta; Magnoliopsida; Amborellales; Amborellaceae
Product: histone-lysine N-methyltransferase ASHR1
Cellular component (GO): nucleus
Molecular function (GO): protein binding
Source: RefSeq, a predicted model, not a curated record
GCUUUUUUAUGUUGUGUGGCGAAAGUUUUAGUAGAGGAAGCGGGAGAUCCAAUGGGGGAGUUGCAGAGCUAUCUUUUGAAGCAGGGACUGAGCGUGUCCUCAAUUUCAGAGAAAGGGAGAUGCCUCUUCGUUGGGAGGGACUUUUCACCUGGCUUUCAUGCCUAUCACCUUUGUGGGGCUGAGGAGAGGUGAUAUUUUCUCAGGAGCCAUAUGCCUCUGUGUUAGAUAAAGGCUCGCUGAGUAACAGAUGUGAUGGUUGUUUUACUUCUGGUUUGAACCUCAAAAGAUGCUCGUCAUGUAGGAUGACAUGGUACUGUGGGGGUGCAUGUCAGAGAUCAGAAUGGAAGUCGCAUCAACAUGAAUGCUUAGCUCUUGUGAACCUCAGUGAAGAGAGGCGGAACAUGCUGACAUCUUCUAUACGUUUGAUGGUGAGGCUCCUCUUGAGGAGAAGACUGCAGAAUGAUAGGGUCAUUUCCAGUAAUGUGACGGAUAACUACAAUUUGGUUCAAGAACUGGUGGCUCAUAUGUCUGACAUUGAUGAAAAAAAGCUUGUGCUUUAUGCGCAAAUGGCUAACCUAGUCAAGUUGAUAUUACCAAAUGAGGAGAUAGAUGUAAAAGAAAUCGUGCAAAACUUCUCGAGGUUGGUGUGCAAUGCCCAUACAAUUUGUGACAGUGAACUGAGACCCUUGGGAACAGGGAUAUAUCCUGUGAUGUCUAUCAUAAACCAUAGCUGCGCACCAAACUCGGUACUUCUAUUUGAAGGAAAGUUAGCAGUAAUUCGUGCUAUGGAAGCUAUACCUAAAGGUGCUGAGGUCCUGAUAAGUUACAUUGAAAUUGCUGGAAGCACUGAGACUCGGAGGAAGGCUCUCAAAGAGCAAUACCUCUUCAGUUGCACGUGUUUACGUUGCAUUAAAGUGGGCUCUGAUGAUGACUUGAAAGAGAGUGCCCUUUUGGAAGGUUUUAGAUGCAUAAAUGACCAGUGUGAUGGUUUUCUGCUACCAAAUCCUGGUAGUGCAGAUGGUAAGAAUUUUACUUGUCAACGUUGUGGACUUCUUAGGAAUGAGUGCAAGACAAGAAAGAGGAAAGAAGAAGUGGGAGAGAAACUAGAUUAUGCUUCUAAAUUCGUCUCCUCUGGAAAGUAUUCUGAAGCUUGCAAUUUGUAUAGGAUCAUUGAUCAACAACAAAUGGAACUAUACCAUCCACUCUCAAUUGGUUUGAUGCGAACUCGGGAGACCCUUGUAAUGAUACUGAUGGAGCUAAAGGACUGCGAAGAAGCAUUAAGAUAUUGCCAAUUAACUAUUCCUGUUUACCAAAGUAUGUGAAGCUAUGAAAUUUCCUAUGAAUAUUGUUGCUUAUGAGUUUGACAAAGACUGCAUGGUGAUUUCAUGGAAUGGAUUGGGCUUGCUCUAUUAUAUCCUAACAAACGAUUCUAUUCCGUACUUUUAGGAAAGGGGUACCUUUCUAUGUGGCACCACCCACAUAUAAAAACAUAUGUGACUUCUAUUCUUAGCCAUCCAAUUCAAAUUGACUGGUGGGAUAGCUUCACAACAUCACACCUAAUGUGGCUAGUUUUAGGGCUUUUUUUUUUUGUCUUUUUUCUUGCAAAUCAUUUUGA